GAAAUUUAUAUUGUACGUGCAGUCAAAAUAGAAGAGGAUUCAUCAACGUCCAGCUUUUAGUUAUACGAUUUACAUUCCAUUUCCAUAGACAUCAAAACGUUCUUUAGCAAAAUAGAGUGAUCCAGAAAGAUCGGCCAAACCUAACGAGGACAAAUUCAACUAACGGAACGUAAAAGUUUACAGUACAGUACUACAAGUUAAAAGGGCUGUAUAACGCAUUUAUUCGUACUGUAUGGAAUCCGGAGUAUCAUAACAACCAGAUAGGGAAAGUGAUUUACUUGUAAACGAAGACAAUAUGGAAUCACUUAAGUGCAAGAGUUUAUCAAAUCGGACAGAGAAGCCAAUUGUGUUCGCAAACGAAGCCGAACUGGAUGAAAUCAUAUUAAGCGUGUAUCAGAAAGAGGAUAAGGAUACCACCAUAGAUAUAAGCUGCGAUAGUACCAGAACACUCGUAGGUACAGAUAAACUAACCUGUUUGCAAAUAGGACCCGAUCUAGUCGAUUGGAGACCAACCCCUAUGCCAGUAUGCGUCCGAAAGGUGGAAUCUGACGUGACAGCUAAUAUGACAUUAACCCAGACGCAGCAGAUAAUCAUAGGUAGUGUCAUAGGAGGAUUCUUCUUAUUGGCUUUACUCAUCGGAGUCCCGCUUUUGUAUAGGCAUCGCCGGCGUUUGAAAGAAAAAGCAAAAGGAACCGCAAGAAAUAAAAGGGAUCAGAAUCAACCGGAAGUCGAACCGAAUGUGGUAGAAUAUGUACGAUCUAAACCAACAUCAUACGAUAACGCUAUUGAACCAGAAUUGGAUGCAAGUGAGAUGGUACGGGUUCCGGAACCACCCCAAUCCACCAUUCAGUACACAGAGGCACCGAUGCAACUGGUACAGGCGCCGUCACAAAUGGAAGUCGUGCAGCCACAAAUGGAAAUUAUACAACCUGUACAAAUGGUACAGGCCCAACCUCAAAUAGUCCAGGAUCAGGUGUACCAAGAGCCUAUGCAAAUUGUCCAAGAGCCGUCUCAAAUGGUAUUCGAACAGCCAGUGAAUGUCAUUCAGACGUCAGUAGAUAUGUCCCGACACUCUAGCUCAUUAUUUGAAGCACCAAUAUACGAACAUCUAUACGAACAAGUACCGAGUCUGAUACAAACACCGUUGCCAGUGGGAAGCCUAGUUGAAGCACCGUUGAGUUAUGUACAAACCCCGGUGUCUGAAAGAAGUUUCCAAUCACAAAUGGUGGUCCCGGUGAUGUUACCCGAAGCCCAAUACGGAAGAGAUGAGAACCAUCUCGGCUCGUUGGACAGAGGUCAAAGGAAACAACGGGUGCUCACACAACAGAACCAUGGCAGGGCCGCCCUAGGAUCGCUUGAUCGCAGGGGACAAAAUGGCUGGCGUAUUGUUGAAGCUCCUUUGAGAACAAGAACAAACCAGAGGUAUCUGGCGAGGUCACACUCCUACCAACCAACGAGUAGAGUUGUCGGGAUAGAAGAAAUUAGGGACGAUGGGUAUGACGUUGGAAGGAGGGGUCAUCGGUUGUACAGAUAAUGAUCGUAUCUACCAAUCGAGAUACAUUCAUGUACAUGCUAAUCGAGCUACCAUUUGCAAGACUUUACACUUUCUACGACAUAACAUUAUCAGCCAGAAUACUUCUACCUAACAGGGGAAUACCCCGUUGACACAAGACCAUCUAGGAAUUCUGGGUAUUUCUGUUUCUUCUACCCAGAGUGCAGUCAAGUGGUCAUACAUGACCAGACAUGGUCAAUCAUAUCUGUUAUUAGUGAUCACAAUUACAUUAAAGAUGGUACAGAUGUAGAUACCAUAAAAUAUAUUCAAACAUACAUGAUGUAAACACCCUCUGCAGACGAUGCUACACAAAAAAAGAUAGAUGCGGAUUUUUGCACGCACGGUGCGAAUUUAACGGCUAUUUAACAAUUUUAGCAAAAUGUUUAUUAGCAUACAAUUCCCAUGGUAGAUUCCGGGAGAUGGUACUCUGCUAUAAAUAUUUAGAAACAACAGUA
Owenia fusiformis is the source of this 2007-nucleotide messenger RNA. Lineage: Eukaryota; Metazoa; Annelida; Polychaeta; Sabellida; Oweniidae. The record is from the annotation of a GenBank genome assembly.